Molecule: messenger RNA, 1617 nt
Organism: Talaromyces stipitatus ATCC 10500
Lineage: Eukaryota; Fungi; Ascomycota; Eurotiomycetes; Eurotiales; Trichocomaceae
Product: adenylate cyclase, putative
Exons: 4
Coding region: 1-1617 (538 amino acids)
Biological process (GO): transmembrane transport
Cellular component (GO): membrane
Molecular function (GO): transmembrane transporter activity
Source: RefSeq, a predicted model, not a curated record
AUGGCACUUGAAGCAGGCUCUUCAGCAUCAAAUUUAUCGCAACAACCACCCUCUACACCUCCAGUGAUGCCUACCGCUGCUACGACUGAAACCGGCCAGCAAUCGCCUCCCCCACCGUUGGCUGAGCCCAACGAGGAUCACGAACACCAUGAUGCCGACCACACGACUGAACUACUAGAAAAAGCCGCGCUGGCGCGGAGCAAACAUACAUGGUGUCUCUGCUUCACCAUCUUCGCGCUCGUCCAAGCUGCCAAUGUCGUACUCCAACCGCCCUUGGUGCAACUCAAGGAAUUAUCAAGCUGCAUGUCGUAUUACGGCCCCGGAUGGUCGCUGGGUAGAGACUGCAGGGUAGAAGCGGUACAGAAUGAGUUGGAGACGCUGAUAAAAUGGCAGCAGCUGUUGGAUACUGCGCCGGGCAUUUUGUUCGGUGUGUUUUAUGGUAUGGCUGCUGAUCGGUUCGGCCGGAAGCCUGUGCUUGCUCUUGCUCUGGUCGGGAUUACGUUGGCUGCUAUUUGGACGCAGGUAGUUUUAUUUUGGCCGACGGUAUUCCCAACCCGAUUGACUUGGUUGUCGGUAGUGUUCCAACUUGCCGGAGGCGGUAACCUGGUCGUGAAUGCCAUGAUAUUUGCGAUGGUAUCUGAUAUAACACCAGAGGAGAAGAGGGCUUCAAAAUUCUUCCGUCUAUAUGGAGUUGCUCUGCUUUCAGACAUGGUACUCUCACCAGCCAGCGGAGCUCUGGCAAACAUUCAACCCUGGUGGCCAGCUCGAUUCGGCCUAAUUGCAUUCAUAAUGUCUAUUCUUACCACUCUGCUCGUUCUCCCUGAAACAUUCGUCAAGCCCGUCGCAUUAUCAUCGACCAACCUGGAACAAACCACUACUCCAUUAGAGGAAGAAGAACCAGAAGAGGAAGAGGAUGAUCCAGUUCUAUAUGCCGAUGUGCCGAAGAACACACUCUGGCGGCGCGUGCGCAAAGUAGUGUCCAGUCUUCGCGAUCUCAGAUAUCUGAUUGCGUCGCGUCAGAUUCUUAUGCUAGUUCCCUUACUUUCCGUUGGUCAGUUGUACGACCAGUCAGCGGAGUUUUUUUUGAAUUAUGUCUCCAAACGUUACGGAUGGCGCAUUUCUCAGGCGAGUUUUUGGUUAACGUAUCGCAACGUUGUCAAUUUGGUACUGCUGAGCACGAUACUCCCAGGCUUGAGUGUACUGCUCCUCAAGCGCGGCUUUAGCGCAGGCAAAAAAGAUCUUUGGAUAUCCCGCGCGAGUAUCAUAUGUUUGGCUUUUGGGGCCUUUUUUAUUGGACUAGCCCCGAAAUUGUCACUAAUGGUCACUGGCCUCACAAUCUUUGCUCUCGGCCAUGGUUUUGUCCCCGCCGUCCUAAGUCUCGCAACCCCAUUUAUUGAACCAGGUCACGUCGGAAUGCUCUACACAGCCAUGACAAUCGGCGAGACUAUUGGCAAAAUCGCCAACGAGCCUCUUUUGACCGGAAGUUUUGAAUUGGGUAUGCGAGUUGGUGGGCUGUUGCUCGGUUUACCGUUUGUCGCUACCGGUGUCUUGUUGACAAUCACCGCAGUCAGUGUACACUCUAUAAGGUUGCCCAUACAGCCUAUUCAUCUUGAUUGA